Gregarina niphandrodes is the source of this 5775-nucleotide messenger RNA. RefSeq lists its product as hypothetical. The record is from RefSeq and is a predicted model, not a curated record. Lineage: Eukaryota; Apicomplexa; Conoidasida; Eugregarinorida; Gregarinidae. Bases 1 to 5775 code for a protein of 1924 amino acids. The transcript has 2 exons.
AUGAUCGCCUGCCCGCUUAUUCAGGAGGCCGAGGCCGACUUCUCGGAAACACACCUCGGCCUCUCCACCACUCCCGUCGCCGCCGGCGUCGUCCUCGACGUCCUCGUCCAUCCCAACCCGCGCAAACGUCACGUGCGUGUAUAUGUCGGCCGCCGCUCCUGGACCGUCCCCUUUCCCAAACUCGCCACCAAGGCGGCCGCCCCCAAGACGGUCGGCGGUACUCCGGAACGCCUCCAGUCAAACACCCUGGGAGGUUUGGGGGGCUUAGGAGGGGGGGUUGGCGGCGAGCAGGGCCGGCGGCUGCAGCAGCGGCUGAAACACUACAUCGCCUUCGCCACCAAGGGACGUUGGGGCGAAAAGUCGGCUAAGUUGGCUGCGACGCGCGCGACGUCUUCGGUCGACCUGGAUUUGAAGUUGGCUGUGCUCUCGCCGCUGGACAUUCGUGAGGUUGUGCAGGUUAUGAAGUACAACCCGCGCCACGCCCAGCUGGACCUGGAGGAGAGGAUUAUGGACCCGGCCUGGCGCGAGACCGUACUACAGGCCACCGUCUCGCCCGCCGCGGGCGAGCGCGCGCCGAUGGGGCAGCGACCGUGGAUCCACGACAACAAGCAGCUGGCGGACUUUUACGACGUGAAGCUGAUUUCCAGUACGGUGGCGCAGCCGAUUCCGAUGCGCUCCUGGUGCACGCCGUUGGCGCCGCCGAAGCUGCAGGGCCGCGGACGGAAGCUGCAAGAGGUACAGCGCGCCCUCAUUUCGCAGCGGACGGUGAGCAAGAUGAUGUGGCGUGGGAGUGUGCGUUGUGCGCGUUAUGAGAUCCUCGCGGACACACGCUCGCUGGAUCGGGUCUCGGUGCUCUGGAGUCGGCGCUACACGCAGCACGUGCGGGCGUUGGUGGAUCUGCACCCGGUGCAGUUCAAAACGGACGUGGCGGGCGUGGCCGCCUUCAACCAGUCCGUCUGGCACUUCAAGUGCACCUACUCGUUGCUGGCGCUCUUCUUCUGGAGCAAGAGCGACUGGGACACGAGUUGCGGCGCACCCGGGGACUUCGCGGAGGGCUUCGUCUCCGCGCCGACCGGCGAGGCGCACUUCCGCGCGGCGAAGCCACCGGAGUCGGCGGGCCCCGGCACUUCGGUGAACGGCUUGGGCGGCGCAGUGGGUGUGCAUUCGGCCGACGGGAGCGGGUCAGUGGAGCUGUCAGGCGCGUGCCCGCCGUUGGACGACGUGGAGGAGUUUUUGGGGCGCAUUGCGCGGCAGUCGUCGUCGCACUCGUUUGUGGCGGUGUUUGCGAAGGAGGGCGGUGCGGUGGCGUUGGAGCCGGUUGUGACGGCGUUGUGGCGGUCGGUGGUGUGGUUGCUGAAGGUGUUGGCGGGGUUGUUGGAGAGUCAGACGCCGACACCGUCGGCGGACCUGUGUACGGAACUCUUGACGGCGGCGUUGUCGACGGUGGUUAGUUUGGAGAACCAGGCGAACGAGUUGAACUUGGUUUUGUCGGCGGGUGUGGAUUCGGUUGCUGGGGUGGAUUCACGGCGCGCGGUGUCGUUGCAAAACGGCGCGUUCGCGGCGGAGAUGAGUCGGGUGUUGGCGCGUUACUUGGCGCCGUUGGUGGCGGGUGCGCGUUUGGUGUACAACGGAGUGCAGCCUUUGUUCCAGGGUGCGCCCAGGGACGAGGACGACCCGCACUUGAUGAAGAAGGUGAGUCAGUUGGGCGGCAAGGCGUUGGGUGAUACGGUGGACGCGAGUUGCGACUGGCCGGCGUGUGUUGCGUUGGAGUGGUUGAGUGCUCGUGCGCUGCAGGCGUUGCAGGCGCGGCUGUACUUCGUGGCGUGCAAUGCGGGUGCGAAGUUGCCGCGGCCGUGCCGGUUGCGUGCGCCGGCAGGGGAGAGGGCGCGUGCCGACCUUUCGCUGGGUCCCGACCUUUCAUUGGUGGCGCUGGCGGAGCAAAUGGCGGCCGAGCCCCAGGUUGCGGCGAUUCCGAAGAAGCGACUCCGAGGUCCACUUGCCUCCGUCGCUGCGAGUCUCUUUGAGCACCGUCGCCUUUGGGAAAGCCCCGAGGAGCGCGACGGUCGUGUAGAACUGCUCAAGGCCGGCGCGACGGCGCUUGCUGAACACACACAUGGCCUCAAAAACUGUGUCCUUCUCGACCAACCCCUCCCCGCACAGGCAGUCGGCGUCACCAAGCCGCUGCUGUGCCAGGACACUGGCUAUCUCGACAACUGGACCGGGCUCUUCCUCGCUGACGAGGAGGAACACUUCGACGGCGAACCCAGCGACGAAGACACCGACGCCGACGACGGCUCCGAACUCGCUGACCUGCUCUCCGAAGGCUCCAGCACCAGUCAACUUAUGUACUUCCAGAUCAUGCAGGACGCAGUUGACGGGGACGACUGUCCGCGCGAAGAUGAGGACGAGGAGGGGGAGGACCGCUACGCCCAGACGGGCGUGGGGGAGGAGAGCGACACAGACGCCGCAGAGAGCGAACGUGCGGAAAGCGAGGCAGAGAGCGGCGCGUCGGGCGAGAUCCGACGGAGCAGCACCCCGCCCAAGUCGCCGCCUUCGCGGUUGCGCCGCGGGGCGCUGACGACACCGGGUUCGGACGAGGCGGAGGCGCCGGCGCAGGUGCGUAUUUUGUGGUCGCCGCCGCCGCGUUCGUUGCGGAGCGAGAUCCUGUCUCAGUCGCGGCGGCGGGGUGUGAGUUUUUGUCGUUCGAGUCCGGGUCGUUUGCGUGCGCGGUCGCGUGCGCGGUCGAGUUCGACUUCGGCUUCGUUGGCCUUUGUACCCCGGCGGUUGGAGAACCGUUGUUCGCGACGCAUUAAGGCGAGUGCAUUCAAGCAUUGUUGCGGCCGUGCGUCGCGUCGCGUGGCGGACGUGUUUGAGGAGGACGGCGUGCCGGUAUUGGGUAUUCCCGUCUGGCACCCGUUGGUGCCGUUUGGACCGGUGAUGCAGCGGUUGUCUGCGAACACUGGUGUGUGCCUGUCGGAUUGUUCGCUUGCGAUGAAGUCGGAGUGUGGUUGCGACUUGCAGCAUCUGGCGGGGACACAUUUGUUGCUGGACAUUGGUGGCUUCUUGGGUGAGAGCCUUGGACCUGAGGAGGCGGGUUUCGCGGUUUUGUCGGACAGCUACCUCACUGUGCGCUGUCCUGAGGGACAUGCUAUGCCCGAGUUCCGCGGCGACGCGCCCGGCUACCGAGUUGUCUGGCGUUGCGACGCCUUUGAGGAGGAGGGCGGCAGCUGUCUGAACAACAACCUCGACUUCAAGUUCCGUCCCGGGCGCGGGCGAUGGCGCUGCGACGCGUGUGACAUCGACUACUGCGAGGUCUGCGUCAAUGCGUACCGCAACCGUAAACGCGUCGAGAGCGACCGUGUGCUAUCGUACACACGCGAUCGCUACCUUACGGGCGGCGCCAAGGACGCCGUCCAGAUCCUGUGGCGCGGCUACUGGUGGGUGGUGCCCUACAAGGUGUUGCAGGAGACGGGCGGCGGGCUGGAUGCUAUCAUCAGCUACGUAAGCGAGAGCAUCCAGUGGUAUGAUGUGGGUUUCCGGUCGCUUACGGACUACGCACGGGUGGUGAGCCUGUGGAAGCUGGGGCUGGUGGCGCAGAAUGCCACGCUCUCGCUGUACCAGUUCGCCUGGCACGGGCGGAACCUCGACCGCCGGCCUUUGGCGCAGGCGCGUGCGUUGCGACCGCUGCGGUCGCUCGUGCCGGUCGAGACUUGGGCCGCUGGGCGCCCGUCGCUUUGGCGGCCAUUGGCGGACAUCGUUGUGCGCGAGGCCGUGGAUGAACUGCGCCACGGCACUGCCUGUCGUGCCAAUUCCGGAACCGAGUUUCUGGAAACUGGCUUCACCAAGGCCGUGCUCCGUAUCCUUGUUGCCAGCCAACUUGCACGAGACCUUGACGCUGCCCACCUGCGCCAGGCCGAACUCAUAGGCGCCGUCGAGAAACUCGAGGCACUCAUGGCCGACGACGCACUCAGUCAGGCCGAUUUCGAAAAACGAAAAGUCGCCAUCCUCAACAGCGUGCUCCGUACCGUCGCCUCCUGGCGCAAAGCCGAAAACGCAAACCCCACAGAUCCGCCGACAGACCAAGCCAAAGACCGAGGCGGCGGCUCGGGGGAGACAGGCAAACAGGACCAAGGUGGAGACGUAGGCGGAGACGUAGACAGGCAGCACUCAGCGCACCCAACGCAGGCUGAGCAUCUACCGCAGGGUGAUCCUUUAUCACAGGGUGAGGAUUUAUCGCACCCAACGCAGGGUCGACCAGACGGCAGGCUGUCCAGUAACGAUGGCAGCUACGCACUCGGCUUUACCGAGUCCUGGACCGACUCAUUUGACGAGUACGGCUGCCUUUCCUACGGCUGCCGGUCCUCAGAGAUCCCGAGCAUUCUUCAGGAGGAGAACCCCAGGGGCGGGUUACCCAGCGCCUUCACUUCCAGCCUACCGGCUCCCUCCACAAGCGAAGAAGAGGAGUCGGAGCAGAACCUCCGCGAAGACCGGCCUUGUCGACGGGAUGACCGCCGGGAAGAGCGCAGCGGCAUGAGCCGGAGCAAUUCAAGCCGCAGCGAAGCUGUCGGCAACAAGGAAGAGAUGCGACAGGCCUCGUCCGUGGGAAGUGGGGCCAUGGCCAGUCAUUCAGUUUGCCCUUCCGGAAACGAUCCGAGGCUGGAAGUACUAUUCGCGGAAAUUGAUGAACUCGACAAUUUCCUGAACGACCCGGAGAUGAUGUGGGUUAUGGGUGAGAAGGUCGUCAUUGACUCCACUCAUCUGCCGGCUGACCAAGCCAUGACAGCAUACCGCAACUAUUUCCACUGCAUUCCGAAGGAUACCCACGAGUACCUUCCAGGAUGGACUCCUGAGUGGGGGGUGGGCUUACGUAUAGGCAGUAGUGGCGAGGAGAAUGGAGAUGGCGAAGAGGAUGUGCAACGUGAGGAGUCUGCAGAACGCCCGAGCGCAGCCGCGGAGGAAUGUGCGCGACUGACCAUUUUUGGAAGUCGGUUUACGUUCUUCAGUGGCCUCUGGGAUGACUCCAAGAUCCCCGCCCCGCCCGAGAUUCGGGCCCAGUGGCGCUUCCGUGGUGUUCGGGACCUAGCGUUGGUUGCUCCGGCUGACCAAAAGAUCGACCCGAAGGUAUUGCGCGUGGAGCGCAUGACCCUUCCGGAGGUAUGCAAUGACCUCCAUUACGGGCUGACUACGCCCAGCCGGACAAUGACUACCAAGGACGUCCGAGAGACUUUGGAAAAUAUCCUGAAGCGGGCGCGUAACUUCGAUCCCGCGCAGCAUGACCGUCGUAUCCGCCGUACUUUGUGCAUGGAUCUGCAGUUUGAAGGACGGUACGAAAGUCCCCACCUGGGCGGCGGGCAGUUGGGCGGUGGGCAGUUGGGCGGUGGGCAGUUGGGCGGUGGGCAGUUGGGCGGCGGGCAGUUUGGCGGUUCUUACGAGUGCUGCAGACUCGACAGCUCGACGAAGCUGGACAACGCGGAGUGGUCCGCUGGUCCGGAUGUGCCUGUGGAAGACAACUGUACCAGCUUUAACGUUUUGGUGUGGUGGCUAGAGUACGUGUUGCGUCACCCUCUGGCGCUGUUGCCUUUCGAGGGCUACCGGGCGCAGGACGCGGUCGACCAGUACAUGACGCACGCCUACCGACGGUCGCGUUUGUCUGAGCGGGUGGGCGGUAGCGCGCAGCGGAACGGCGUCGAACACGGUGCUGAGUCGGUCACACGGUUCGGUGGGUGGCUAUUCGAUCGGGCGUUCUUCGAUCGGUGGUUUGCCGGUGGACGCUGA